Molecule: messenger RNA, 1550 nt
Organism: Plodia interpunctella (Indianmeal moth)
Lineage: Eukaryota; Metazoa; Arthropoda; Insecta; Lepidoptera; Pyralidae
Exons: 5
Coding region: 207-860 (217 amino acids)
Source: RefSeq, a predicted model, not a curated record
UAUAACAUACUUCUUACAUAAAAACCUUUAAAUGUGGUAAAAAUAGUAUUAUAGUGUGAUGUAGGCUUUAACUCCUUACAAACUUUUCUGAAUAGUGUUGACACAAAUGUCUGACAGUGAUUUGAAGUGUAUUGUCUAAGUUUUAUUUAAGAGAUAUUUGUAACUGAAGGGAAUUUUUGUGUCGCGUAAAUUCACCGAGUUUUAUAAUGUCGUUCUUAACGGAAUACUUCGACGAAUUUCGCCAACAUCCCAUCAGGAAAACCAAAAUGUGUCGCCCAGAAAACAGAUGGGCGAAGCUUGAAGGGAAAUGGUUGGAUCCAAAAGUUGGAACUCAAGACAAAGCGUGGACCGACGAAGAGAUCCAAGCCUUCAUCAAAGCCACCAUGAAGAGGUUGCGUGGCCAGUCGUCUUACUAUAAUGACUACUGCUCGCAUCUGUCACCAGAAUUCAAAACACGCCCAUUCAAACCGCGAGAGAAGAAGCGCUGUCCACCCAAACCAGCGGAGAAGGUGGAAGAAGAAGAAGUGCCAGUGGCGCCGCCAGCUCUCGCAAUGAAGGACACGGAGCUGAUGAAGGUGGCCAAGGAGUUGUAUGAGCAGGACAUGGACAAGCCUACCCUGGAGCCCUUGCCUACUCAUUUAAGAAUUCUCGGGUACGUGCGGAAAUGUCUUUACAAGACGGGCUUGAGCGAAUACCAGAACAGCAUAGCCCGGCUGGCGUACGAGUUGGUGCGAGACGACCGCAUCCCGCGGUACCACGCGCACAACGGCGGCCGGCCCGUGUGGGGACUCCCCCCCGAGGGAGUGAGACAGCCUGAGUUGGACGGCGCGCCGUAUGACGGCGAGCGGCUUUACGAUUGAGCAGAAACUAAGAUGCCUAUAGACAAUUUGUUCGUUUGUAUCUUAUGAACUUUUUUAAAUGAUUAUUUGUAAAAUUGAAAAAAAGAACUCAAUAAAUCAUAUUUAUUUAGAGUUUUGCGAUUGCGUCCAUAGAAACCACGAAAAUCUUAGUGUGGGCCAUUUUUCGGCGGUUCGACCACUCUUUGUAUAGGCUUUUAAAGUCAACCCCACACUAAGCCGUUCCGAUGGACGCAAUCGCAAACAAAUCACAACACAGCCAAAACCGCAGACAAAUAUAUGUUAAAACAGAUACAAUUUGCCGGCUCUGGGAAUCGAUCUUAGGACCUGGCGGACGGGCGUGGUGAUCGCAGACCUGAAAUAAAUUGUUUGUAGGUGUCUUACUUUUUAUAUAGCUUAAAAACUGAAAAGUAUGAUUUUGCACCAACUUUAUAUUAUACAUUAAGGCAUCAAAUAUAUGAAAAACUUGAUGUUAAUUCAGUAACAUCGGAUUAACUAUAUUAUUUGCUUAAUUAUGGAAUGGAUAUAUAUGAUGAUAAUACUGAUUUAUUAUACGCAUUGCUACAAUAUUUCUCCUAUAUAAAUACGACGCAGGUAAACAUAUUGAAGCAAUGUAAACCUAAUUCUAGUUAGAUUUAAAAACUUUACACACUUUUGAUAUACAUAUUUAUAAAUAAACAUGCUUUUCUUCAA